Molecule: messenger RNA, 549 nt
Organism: Dimorphilus gyrociliatus
Lineage: Eukaryota; Metazoa; Annelida; Polychaeta; Dinophilidae
Source: the annotation of a GenBank genome assembly
AUUAUACUCUAAUUACUCUUUACUUCAACUAGAGUUAACAAGACAGAAAUGAGUUUGCUUCUAAUAUCAAUAUAUAUCAUUAGUCUUGCAUGUUCGAUUGAAAGUUUAAGAAAAGAUUCUUGGGCUCCAGCUCCAGUUCCCAAAGCUCAGCUACACGCCAAAAGAAUAGGCCGUGAAGAUGAAAGCUUCAUACAAAAAAUUCAACCUGCCGCUAAACCGCAAGCCUUCAAGAAAAAAUCGCCAGAACAGAAACGGCAACGCUAUAAUGAUGAGGAUGAAGCCAGUCUAAAAGAAAUAUUAAAUAAGCCUCUUCCGGCUGUAGUGCAGAAAUCUGAGGACGAAACUUAUAAUUACAUCUACGAUUUGGUAAAGGAUAAAGGAAGCUGUCGAUUGCCUUUGAGAGAGUAUUAUAUUGUCCUAGCUAUAAUAUCACUUUUCAUAUUUUGGCGUACCUAUCCCGUUCAGAGAACGGUACUGUUUUUCUAUCGUAAAGCUGUUGAACCUACUAAGUUGAAUUUUGACAAAAAUCUGCUCGAAAGAGCUGUUUAA